Larimichthys crocea (large yellow croaker) is the source of this 708-nucleotide messenger RNA. Its product is annotated as interferon-inducible GTPase 5-like. Lineage: Eukaryota; Metazoa; Chordata; Actinopteri; Sciaenidae. Gene Ontology annotation, cellular component: membrane. Gene Ontology annotation, molecular function: GTP binding. The transcript has 3 exons. Bases 1 to 579 code for a protein of 192 amino acids. The record is from RefSeq and is a predicted model, not a curated record.
AUGGCGUUAGAAAAGGACUUCUUGAUGGAACUGAAGCACACGGAUAAUCUAAAUGAAGCUCUACAAAACAGUAAUCAAGCCUUAGCUGCUGAAAAGAUUCAGGAGUACAGAACCGGAGGAGAACAGACUCUAGCACAAAUCAGGGAAAACUGCAUUCAAGGUCUUCAAGAACAAAAGAUUGCGUCCCCACAAGUCUUCCUGAUCUCCAGCUUUGAUCUCCACCUGUAUGAUUUCCAUCUGUUAGAGGAGACCCUGGAGAGAGAACUUCCUGAACACAAGAGGAACGCUCUGCUGUUUGCCAUGCCCAACAUCAGCCUGGAGAUCAUCAACAAGAAGAAAAUGGCUUUUCAGGACAAAAUACAAUACUAUGCAUUUAUAUCUGGAGUUGGUGCAGCUGUACCAGUUCCUGGGCUUUCUGUUGAUGUUGAUGUGGCCUUGCUGGUUGAUGCUGUCUCACAAUAUGUAUUUGGGAUUGGUUUUGAUACCCCGUCACUUGCAGAGACUUGCAGAAACCACACAUGUGCCAUUUCAGGAUUUGAUGGAUGUCAUUAUUUCACCACUGGCUGCAAGAAACAUUAAUGCAGAGCUGCUUCUUCAAUGUGAAAACACAGCUGUAUUAAUGGCAGCAGAGGAAGGGUCCAGAUUCAUUCCAGUAGUAGGAAUCCCAGUAGCAAUGGGGCUCUCCUCUAUGACAACUUAUAGCAUUCU